AUGAUCCGCAUCCAGAGAAACGAAGAUUCAGUGCCGCUCCAGACACUGUCCCGGAGCUUCAACUUUGCAAAAAAGGAUGAGGCUAAGUGGUGGUGGAGUACCGCGCCUAUGUUCGCUAACAUUAUGGAAAAUUCCAACUACGAUGUUCAUGCGCAGUACGGCUUUCUCUGUGUUCACCGCGAUUUCGUCAUUCCAAUGCUUGGACCAUAUCCCACCAAAGGAGAUAAAAUGGCGUGGAAGAGUACCUUAACACGCUUCGGGCUCCCAUUCGAAUUAAGUUUCAACUACUCGAAGUCAUUGCUCCGGUUUGCCUUUGAGCCUCUGGGGCCUUCCACUGGCACUGAUGAGGACCCUUUCAAUACCAAAGCCAUCUGGAAGGCGCUUGAAAGCUUUCAGGCAAUUCUUCCAGGGCUCGAUCUUCGGUGGUUUGGUCAUUUCGUCCGAGAACUCGUUGUUUCAGAUGAAGAUGUUCAACAAAUCCGCGAUAAAGAGCUACCUGUUCCAAUGUUCAAGACUCAAAACCAACUGGCCGCUGACCUGAAUCCAGAUGGUGGUAUGAUGCUAAAAGCAUACAUUUACCCACGGAUCAAAGCCAUGGUUAGGGGUGUGACAAAGGAAAACCUCAUGUUUGAGGCAAUCAGAAAGAUUGACAUUGACGGUAAAUUAGCCGGACCAUUAUCGGUUCUGGAAACAUUCAUGGCUUCGAGCGACACUUUGAUCGCUCAUUUUCUUUCAUGUGACCUGAUCGACGUAUCAAAGUCUAGAAUUAAACUAUAUUGUUUCGAGCUCCAGUUAGAUUGGGAGACUCUUUCCGCCAUUUGGACUUUGAACGGGUUGCGCAAUGACCCAGAGACAAUCAUCGGGCUUCAGUGGCUCAAAAAGCUCUGGGAGCUUUUGCCGAUCACUCAUGGUCGAGCCCCACUCCCCAACUGCUUUCAUGAACCAGGCGACUCGCCCGAUGAGCAGCUUCCGCUUAUUGUCAAUUUUACACUGUCGCCAAACAAUUCGAUGCCCGAGCCCCAAAUCUAUUUCCCUGCCUACGGGAAAAGCGAUUUAGAAAUUGCGCAAGGUCUAGCUACAUUCUUCGAUCAUGUGGGCUGGUCCAGUUUGGCCAAUUCAUAUGCGUCUGAUUUGUCCUCAUAUUAG
Molecule: messenger RNA, 1146 nt
Organism: Penicillium manginii
Lineage: Eukaryota; Fungi; Ascomycota; Eurotiomycetes; Eurotiales; Aspergillaceae
Gene: dmaW
Product: tryptophan dimethylallyltransferase fgaPT2
Exons: 1
Coding region: 1-1146 (381 amino acids)
Biological process (GO): alkaloid metabolic process
Molecular function (GO): transferase activity, transferring alkyl or aryl (other than methyl) groups
Source: RefSeq, a predicted model, not a curated record